AUGCUCCCGUUCAAACAGUCCAUCGCCACCAUCCGCGGCGACCUCUCCAACAUCACCGCCCCGCCAUUCGUCCUCGACACCAAAUCGGCUGUCGAACUGCCUUCGUUCUGGGCCGAGAGACCCUCCAUCUUCGUGGCUCCAGUGGCCGCACAAGAUCCCGCCGAGCGAGCUUUGUUGGUGCUGAAAUGGUUCCUCUCGUCCCUGCGCAAUCAGCAGUAUGCGGGUAGGUCGCCGGCCGAGGGCGUGAAGAAGCCCAUCAACGCUUUUCUCGGCGAGCUGUUCCUGGCCAGGUGGGAGGAGGACGAAGACGACCGAGAUGGAACUGGAGUGACAAGGCUGGUCAGCGAACAAGUCAGUCAUCACCCACCUGUCACUGCAUGUCGGGUUUGGAACGAGAAACACGGCGUCACGGCAGAGGGCUAUACCCGCCAGGAAAUCACCUUCAGCGGCAACGUCAACAUCCAGCAGAUCGGGCACGCCACGCUCCACCUCGCGCACCACAAUGAGACGUACCUGGUUCCGCUGCCCAACAUCAAAAUCAAGGGCCUUUUGACCGGCUCGCCCUACCCAGAGUUGCAAGGCACCCACCACAUCCCCUGCACGAGCGGGUACACUUCCACCAUCGACUUUAGCGGCAGGGGUCUCUUCUCGGGCGCGGACAGGAAACAUAGCUUCGAGGCCAGGGUCUAUCGUGACGACCGUCACCGUGACGAUGACGAGGAGGAGGGCCAUGCUUCUCCCAUCUACACCGUCUCGGGCCACUGGGACGGCCUCUUCGUGAUCCGCGACCCAAGGCAGGACGUCGAGCUCGAGACGUUUGAUGUCACGACGGCCGCGACCACGCCGCUCGUCACAGACCCCAUCACGGAGCAGGAUCCGUGGGAAUCUCGACGCGCGUGGUGCGACGUCCGCGAGGCCCUGCAGCGCGGGGACAUGCAGGGCGCGGCGGACGCCAAGGCAAGAGUCGAGAACGGGCAGCGCGAGAUGCGCAAGACGGACGGCGACGGCGCGGACUGGCAGCGUCUGUUCUUCCAGCCUGGCUCCCGCACGUCCGAGGUCGCCGUGUCGCUAGCACAAAAGGUCGGACUGGUCCUCAACCCCGAGGACACAGUCGCGGCGUGGUCGUUCCGGCGCGACGAGUGGGAAGGGGGGCGACUCCAGAAGCCAUAUCACGGGGACUUGAGGCCGGACAAUUCACACGCCACUGGCAGUGGUAUUGACGGUGCUACUGGUACUGGUACAGAAGGCGAAGAAAAAGACGACAUCGUCGUCAACGGCGUCAAUGGCGUCCCUUCUCCCUCCCACUCGCCCUCUCUACUACCUACCUCUCCCUCUAUUCCUCCGCCGCCGCCGCCAUCACCGCAGCAGAAGCGACAUCAGGAGCAGCAGGAAGGAACUCCAGAUGUCGCAGAGACGGGGACGACAAGAGACUGCGAGCAACAACAACCCACGACCAUGACCGCGCGAGAAAAGACCCUGGUCGAACAUUUCCUCCGAGAUCGGUACUCGAGCAGGAGGAGGUCGUGA
Molecule: messenger RNA, 1527 nt
Organism: Fonsecaea pedrosoi CBS 271.37
Lineage: Eukaryota; Fungi; Ascomycota; Eurotiomycetes; Chaetothyriales; Herpotrichiellaceae
Exons: 3
Coding region: 1-1527 (508 amino acids)
Biological process (GO): endocytosis; piecemeal microautophagy of the nucleus; exocytosis
Cellular component (GO): membrane; cytosol; intracellular membrane-bounded organelle
Molecular function (GO): oxysterol binding
Source: RefSeq, a predicted model, not a curated record